Cucurbita pepo subsp. pepo (vegetable marrow) is the source of this 1377-nucleotide messenger RNA. It is a transcript of the gene ATI1, whose product is annotated as mesoderm induction early response protein. Lineage: Eukaryota; Viridiplantae; Streptophyta; Magnoliopsida; Cucurbitales; Cucurbitaceae. Gene Ontology annotation, cellular component: intracellular membrane-bounded organelle. The record is from RefSeq and is a predicted model, not a curated record.
CUGUUUUGCAAAUCUAAUUGUCACCGGUAACCGCCGGUUUCCAUCAUUGAUUUGGCGGAGAUUAUUAGUUUACCCCCAAACAUUCACGUCUCAGUCCCAAUCCCUUCACCAUUUCCCGAGGCAACUUUCAUCCUUAUCGUCACGUUCGUCGCCGUUCGUCGCGAAUCUCCGAUCGCCUCUCUCUCGUCCGUUGUUGGGAGGUUCCAACACGCGAGGACUCCCUUAGGAUGGCAGAUAAUGAUGGAGAAGACAGUACCUCUCGUGGAACUGAAUGGGAAGUUGUUUCACUCACUGCUUCGGCAUAUGAAGCUGCUCCUAGUGCGAAGGAAGAUGAACAGAGCGAUGAAAAUAAAAGCAAUUUGUAUGAAGCAGAAACUUCCCACGCUCUUUUUAUGUCUAAGCACUUUGUAUUUCCACCAAGUCAGCACGAGAAUUUGCCAUUGGAACCUGAUAAGAGCGAGAUUCAUGAUGACCAAGGAGUGAAGGAGAAUGUGGUGUCUGAUUCUGCUGCUGUAGAUGGCGGGAAAUCUGGUGGAAAGUCUGAAGAUAGCUUGAAUUUAGAAGGGUUGGGUGAGACAGAUGAGUUUUCGGGGAUUGAUAAAACUAUGGAGAAAGGCAGCAAGUUGUCUUUUCAUGGUGAUGAUUUUGGUGAAAAUACCACAUUACAAGAUUUGAAUCUGGUUCACAAGGAGCAGGACCUCUUUGGUGCCCCUACAUAUAGUUCUUUUCAUGCUGAAAGUGAUCUCAGUUCAACGACAUUUGAUGAAAUCCCUCCACCUGAACCUACUGAUCAAGUCUCAACUCCAGAAAUCUCAGAAACUCCUAGACUCAAUAGUAAGAGCAAUAAGUCCAGUCUUCCUUGUGGUGCUUGGUGGAAGAGAAGAGCUGCUAGUUUAUACUCUCAUGCAAAAGAAGCGAAUGCAUUUUGGUCCAUUUUCAUUGCAGCAGCUGUUAUGGGACUUGUAAUACUUGGGCAGCGUUGGCAGCAGGAGAGUUGGCAAUCUCUGCAACUGAAGUGGCACAUUAGUGUGAAUGAUCAGAAGACAAACCGAGUGUUGGGACCAAUAGCUCGGCUUAAAGAUGUGAUCGUGGGAGCCCAACGACGCGGUUCGUCGAUCAAGUCCAGCCCCAAUGAGUUAUAAGAUGACGAAGAUAACUGUAGAAAAGGAGGAAAAAGAAUGAAAGAAAGAAAGAGGUUUGUUGGUAGUUGAAUGGUUGAGUGUCUUUGGCCGUCUUGCAAACUUUACACAAGUACUUUGGGGAACAUGUUGGAAUUUGAUUAUUUAAAUUAAUAUUUAAUCUUGGUGGUAUAGUACUAUAUUGCAUUGUACAUUAGCUUAAUCAAUUGGAUGGAUGAAAUGUAAGUUUGGAAGGUCA